This is a messenger RNA of Oncorhynchus keta (chum salmon), 3523 nucleotides long. It is a transcript of the gene th, whose product is annotated as tyrosine hydroxylase. The coding region runs from base 143 to 1612 and encodes 489 amino acids. NCBI's taxonomy places the organism in Eukaryota, Metazoa, Chordata, Actinopteri, Salmoniformes, Salmonidae. Gene Ontology annotation, cellular component: axon; cytoplasm; perikaryon. The transcript is spliced from 13 exons. Gene Ontology annotation, biological process: dopamine biosynthetic process from tyrosine. Gene Ontology annotation, molecular function: tyrosine 3-monooxygenase activity; iron ion binding. The record is from RefSeq and is a predicted model, not a curated record.
CAAGUUCUUCCGCGUGGGGGAAAAAGACACCAAGCAAAGUCAACGCAGUGCAGGGAGCAUCAAUAAAAGACGCUCAGAUACACAGACACUCACAUUACACACGCAUACAAAGACACUAUUUUACACACUCCAGAAUCUGACCAUGCCGAUUUCAAGCAGCUCUUCUUCCUCAACGAAGAGUAUGCGCAGGGCAGCGUCCGAGCUCGAGAGGUCUGAUUCUGUUACGUCUCCAAGAUUCAUUGGGAGACGACAAAGUUUGAUCGAGGAUGCGCGGAAGGAACGAGAAGCAGCGGCAGCCGCGGCAGAGGCGGCUGAAGCGACUGAACAGAUCGUGUUUGAGGAAGAGGAUGGAAAAGCUCUGCUCAAUCUCUUCUUCACGCUGAGAAGUUCCAAGACACCAGCACUGUCACGCUCUCUCAAGGUGUUCGAGACGUUUGAAGCUAAGAUCCACCACCUGGAAACACGGCCGUGCAGGAAGCCCCGGGACAGCCUGGAGGGGCUGGAGUACUUUGUUCGCUGCGAGGUGCACCUGUCUGAUGUCAGCACCCUCAUCAGCUCCAUCAAGAGGAUAGCAGAGGACGUCAAAACCACCAAAGAAGUCAAAUUUCACUGGUUCCCAAAGAAAAUCUCUGAGCUGGACAGAUGUCACCACCUUAUCACAAAAUUUGAUCCAGAUUUAGACCAAGAACACCCAGGAUUCACAGAUAGCGUCUAUCGGCAGAGGAGGAAGAUGAUUGGAGACAUUGCCUUCAGAUAUAAACAAGGGGAGCCCAUCCCCAGAGUAGAAUACACAGAGGAGGAGAUCGGUACAUGGAGAGAGGUGUACUCCACCCUCAGGGACCUGUACACCACCCAUGCCUGCAGUGAGCACCUGGAUGCCUUCCGUCUGCUGGAGAGACAUUGUGGAUACAGCCCUGAAAACAUCCCCCAGUUGGAGGACGUGUCACGCUUCCUCAGAGAGCGAACAGGGUUCCAGCUGCGUCCCGUGGCAGGUCUCCUCUCCGCCAGAGACUUUUUAGCCAGUCUGGCCUUCCGUGUGUUCCAGUGUACCCAGUAUAUACGCCACGCCUCUUCUCCCAUGCACUCCCCUGAACCGGACUGUGUGCACGAACUUCUGGGCCACGUCCCCAUUCUGGCUGACCGGGUGUUCGCCCAGUUUUCUCAGAACAUCGGUCUUGCUUCACUGGGGGCUUCAGAAGAAGAUAUUGAGAAACUGUCAACGCUCUACUGGUUCACGGUGGAGUUUGGUCUGUGUAAACAGGGUGGCAUUGUGAAAGCCUACGGGGCAGGACUCCUCUCCUCAUAUGGAGAGCUAGUGCAUGCUCUGUCAGAUGAGCCAGAGAGGAGGGAGUUUGACCCAGAGGCUGCUGCCAUUCAGCCCUACCAAGACCAGAACUACCAGUCUGUAUACUUUGUCUCUGAGAGCUUCACAGAUGCCAAAGAGAAACUCAGAUCGUAUGUGGCUGGAAUUAAGAGGCCGUUCUCUGUGCGGUUUGACCCCUACACCUACAGCAUAGAGGUCCUGGACAAUCCCCUGAAGAUCCGAGGAGGCCUGGAGUCUGUCAAGGACGAGCUGAAGAUGCUCACAGAUGCCCUCAACGUGCUCGCAUGAUGCACAACAACACUGCUACUGCUGCUGGUCCCACUCUGUGCCAUUUUGAUGUGUGACAUAACCAUUGUUCUCUUGUGCUUUAUGUGGCUGGCUAAGUGGCGACCUUGAAACCUCUCACUGGACCUGUUUGGUUUAUUUGAUCUGGUGAUGUCUCUCUUUCCUCCAUUGGUGGAGACUGCAUUCAUCUCAAAUGUUGUACACACUCCCCUCCAUAUUUAUUUGGGCAGUGAAGCUAAAAGUUUUAACUUGUCUCUAUACUUGAGCAUUUUGGAUUUGAGAUCAAAUGUUUUAUGAGGCAACAGCACAGAAUGUCACCGUUUAUUUGAGGGUAUGUUCAUACAUAUUUGUUUUACCGUUUAGAAAUGAAAGUACUAUAUGUAUCUAGACGGCCCAUUUGACGGUGUCAUAAGUAUGUGGACAAAUUCACUUAUAGUGUAUUAAAAGGAGUCAAACAUUUAGUAUUUGGUAGCAUGUGACUCCACAAACUUGUUGGAUGCAUUUGCAGUUUGUUUUGGUUGUGUUUUGGGUUACGUUGUGCCCAAUAGGAACUGAAUGGUGAAUAAUAUAGUGUGUCAUUUUGGAGUCAGUUUUAUUGUAAAUAAGAAUAAAAUAUUUUUCUGAACACUUCUAAAGGAAUGUAAGAAGCUACCAUGAUUGCGGAUAAUCAUGAAUGAAUCCUGAAUAAUGAUGAGGGAGAACGUUACAGAGGCAUAAAUAUCAUGCCCUGCCACCAAAAAACUCCCGUUAUUGGUAAUGGUGAGAAGUUAGCAUGUUUUGGGGGUAUGGUCUUUGUGCCUCUAACGUUCUCACUUAUCAUUAUUCAGUAGUCAUUCACGAUUAUCCAUAAUAGUAGCAUCCACAUUGUUGUUGUGUUCAUAAACAUAUUCUAUUCUUAUUUACAAUAAAAGUGAUUCCAAAAUGAACAAUUCGGCUGCGUUUGACGAAUCUGAUCAGGUCUGAAAAAGAUCUGAUGAGAGAAGAUCUGAUUUUGAUUUGGUCAAAAGACCAAUUUAGUGGAAAAAAGAUCAGCGCUGGGCUACCUGUUUAAAACACAACCUACAUUAUUCACCAUGCAGUUCCUUUUGGGCACAGUAUAAUCCAAAACACAACCAAAAGAAACUGAUCAUGUAUCCAACAACUUUGAAGAGUCACAAGUUUGAUGUACAGUGUAGGCAUUGCGUGCGAGGACUAUGGGAACAAUUACCAAGCUUCUGACUACUAUAAUAGACCACAAGUAAAUGUGUCCAAAUACUUGACACCUUCAAAUGUUGGGACUUGAUACAUAAAGUGCAUGAAAAAAAAACCUCAAAUAAAAUGUUACGUUCUGUACUGUUGCAUCAAAUGAAACAAUUGAUCUCAAAUCCAAAAUGCUGGAUUAUAGAGACAAAUUAAACAUGUAAACUUCACUGUCCAAAUAAAUACAGAGGGGAGAGUAUGUCACUUCAAUCUGAAAUUAUUUUUAAAUGGCCUAUUGUCGACAAAAUGCAAAUUUUGUGCACAAGGAAUAGGGCUAAAAUGCAGGGUUAAUGUAGGGCUAAGGCAAGGUUGUGGUUUGCUACUCACAUGUGUUAUGCUUUCAAACAAAGGUCUCAAUGCAAAGUUUCACCUCACUUUAAUAGUUUGGUAUGAAUUCAACAAAAUAUGUAAAACGCUAGGAAAAUGACCAAAUCUAAGCAGUAAAAUUAUGAAUGUAAUACAAGUAGGGAAACUGGACAUGGUAUAAUGAUAAAAAUGAAAGAUGUUUAUGUAAAUUACUGUAAUAUUGAACCAGGGUACAUAUUUAAAUCAUUAAAAACAAAUCACCCUGUUUGGAAUAAAAAAUAUAUAUUAUUGUCUGUAUAAAAAUGUUCUGUGAAUUGUAAGCAUUGUGCUUGUUGCGAUCUAAUAGCAGAAUAAAAAGAAAGAACUCUA